AUGGAUGGUAAAACGCAUUAUUGGGUUAAAAGAGAUAAGAAAAGGAAACAGUCAGACUUUGACAGUGUAUUUGAAUCAUUAACCAAUCAAAAGAAAUUGAAAACUAAUGAUACUCCAUUUUUAAAUUUAUUCAAUGGUUUAGAAACUGAUGAAAAUGUUAAAUUUCGCUAUGGCAUGUUUCAAAGAAUUUGGUCACAUCAGUUAGUAAAGAUCCAAUCUAUACUAAAUAAUGCAAAUAAUGAAUUAUUCAAUAAUUUACUCGAGUUUUUGAAAACUCCAAAGUCAGAUAAAUUAGAUAUUGGUUAUGUUCAAUUAACUUCAAACACAGCAAAUAAUUUUAGAAUUUUGAAUGAGUUUUAUAAUUAUAUAACUGAUAAAUUAGAUUAUAAGAUUGUUAAAUUGAAUAGUAAAAAUUGUGUAAAUAUUAAAUCAGCAUUACGUGAAGUUGUAAAACAAGCAGGUAAAGUGCAAACAGGUAAAUUAAAUUAUGAUUUAGACAAUAUCAAAGGUGAUGAAAGGAUAGUUGUAGUUUUAGAAGAUACAAAUUUAACAAAUAAUCAAGUAUUAAAUCAACUACUUAAAAUUUUAGCUGCUCAUGAUCUACAAUUAAAGGUUAUUCUCGGAUUAUCUUGUUAUACCGUCACUUCAUGGAUUAAUUCAAAUUUGCUGGAUGAUUUAAAUUUAUCUACCAAAGGAUAUAAAUUUAAAAGUAAUGAUAAUAAAAGUUUAGGUUACAUCAUUUUAAAUAAUUUAUUUUUAACACCUGAAUUAAAUGAUGAUAAUCCAUUAUUAAUUGAAAAAAAAUUAAGUACAAUUAUACUUUCAAGAUUUGAAAAUGCUAACAAUUCAGUUGAUUCAUUAAUAUCUGAAAUUAAAUUAUGUUAUAUGAUAUGUUUUUACCAAUCACCAUUGUCUAUACUACUUGCAAAAGAUGAAUUUUCAGAGUUAUAUAUUGAUGGAUUACGAAAAUUACCAAGUUUUAAAAAAUACAUUGAGAUUCAAUUAUAUGAUAAACGAGAUGUAAAGGAGAUAUUUGACUCAGUUGAAGAAUUAUUCAAGUCUACUAAACUAAAAUAUAAGAAAUUUAAGUUGACAAUCAUGAAUGCAAUUAAUGUGAUUUAUGAUAUAGACCCAAAAAGAAGUAAGGAAAAGUUUGAGUUAUACAAAUUACUUAUAAACAAUAAGCUACUAAACUCAAAGUAUUUAAAUGAUUGUAUUAACAAUUUAAACAAUUAUACUAAUGAAGCAUUGUCUGUUAUACUACAAAAUAUAGGCAAAGAUUGUAAGGAAGAAAUAGAAGGAGUUCAAGAUGAGUUCUUCAUUGAAUUUAACAAGACUCUAUCCAGAAGAAACUUAAGUGAAACAUUACAAGUUUAUUUCAACAAUGAUUUGUUAACUACUCCAUUAGAGUAUAUGUUAUUUAAUGAAGUUUUCACAAUGAAUGGAGGUACACUAAGUCUGACAUCUUUAUUUGAAGAGAACUUUGAAAACUUGAUGAUUAAAUUACUAAGACCAAAUUUAAGAGAAACAGUUGAAUCAAGUUUAGAAAGUCCUGAAACAUACUUGGGCAAUCCAUUAUUAGGUGAUGAACCAGUAAUUGCACCCACAUUAUCAUAUUUAUACAAGAUUUACAAAGAAGCACCAGUUUCCAUUAACAUGUAUGACUUCUUCCAAGCUUAUAAAUCAGUAGUGCCGAGAGUUAUUAGAACAGAUGAUGAAACAUGGCAUAAAAUGGUUUAUUCAUGGUUUUUACAAAAUUGUGCAGAAUUAAUGCAUUUAGGAUUAUUACAAAUGAAACCUAAAGGUGAUUAUUUAGAGAAAGCAUUAUGGAAAGGUGUAUAA
This is a messenger RNA of Insectozyma verbasci, 1842 nucleotides long. The record is from the annotation of a GenBank genome assembly. Lineage: Eukaryota; Fungi; Ascomycota; Pichiomycetes; Serinales; Debaryomycetaceae.